AUGGAGUUUAAACCAAGGACUUUCCCUAACAUUUCUAACCACUUAGGCGUUUUCCUCAUGCUGACAUCUGGAGCACUGGCAGGUUAUGUUCUCAGUAACUUGGCACUGGGAAAAGAAGCUGUCCAGUCUUCAGAAGGUGACAGCGUACUUACUGCUCAUAGGGCAGUUGAUGGGAACAGAGACCCGGCAUAUGAUAAGCUGUCCUGUACCUUGACCAAAAUAGAGUCUGAUCCCUGGUGGAGAGUAGACUUGCAGAGUGUGUACAAAAUUCAGGCUGUAACAAUAACUAACAGAGAGGGUUUGGCAUACAGGCUGAAUGGUGCCGAAAUCUGGAUUGCAAACACGACAGAAUUCAAUGACACCAAAAAGAUCAGGUGUGCAACAAUUUCUAGUAUCCCGAGCGGGCGCACAGUCUACUUUCCGUGUAACCAUAGGGAGGCCCGUUACGUCACUGUGUUUCUCCCAGGAAACGAUAAAGUUCUAAGUCUCUGCGAAGUUGAGGUGUUCAGAACAAACCAUGCAUACCCUUUACCCAACGUGGCACUGAAAGGAGAGGCCACCCAGUCAUCGGUGCUCUCUUUUGCCACUGCCGCCAAAGCCAUCGAUGGGAAACGGAACUCAUUCUACGGCAACGGGUUCUGCAGCCACACUGCCGAGGACAAGACCAACCCCUGGUGGAAGGUGGACCUGCUAGAAACAUAUAUAGUCACAUAUAUCAAAAUCACCAAUAGAGGAGACUGCUGUGCUGAGAGACUGGAUGGAGCGGAGAUCCGAGUAGGGGACUCAGAGGGGAACAAUGGAACGGAUAACCCCAGGUGUGCUACCAUCUCCCACAUCAGUGCAGGGAAAACCUUCACAUACUACUGUGAUGUAGGCAUGCUGGGUCGCUUUGUGACCAUAUUUAUCCCUGGAGAGAAGAAGACUCUCACCCUGUGCGAGGUGGAAGUGUAUGCAUCCCCAACAGUGAAACCUCAACCAAACGUGGCCCUCAGGAAAAAUACAGGACAGUCAUCGCUUAAUACGACUUAUCCAAUUGGGCGGCCUUCUAAUGCUGUCAGCGGGUGUAGAGAUGGAUACCUGGAUGGAUGCUGUAUGGAAACGUUGUAUCAGUAUAGUCCAUGGUGGAGAGUAGACUUGUCAGCUUUUCACAAGGUUCAUGCUGUCACCAUCAUCAACAGACAAGACUGCUGUGCUGACGGCCUUUAUAGGGCACAGAUCAGGAUUGGGAACUCAGGCAGAAUUUCUUUAAACCCCUGGUGUGGUACUAUCUAUCAGUCAACACGUAUGAUAACCUUCCACUGUGCCGAAAUGAUAGGUCGCUACGUCGAUGUGAUCAUAACGGGAUAUUCCAGGGUUUUGACAAUGUGUGAAGUGGAAGUGUAUGCUUCACCGUAUGUUGUCCCUGCUCCUUUGCCCAUCCCUGCUCCUCCUCCUCCUCCAUCUCCUCCUCCACCUCCACCGUCUGUGAGCCUAUCACUGGGUAACAGGAACGUCACGCUGGUGGGAAAGAAGCUUUGCUGGAGCGAUGCUCUGUUGUACUGUAGACGAAACCACUGGGACCUGCUGAGCAUCCACAGCCUGGAAGAGCAAAUGGAGGUGGAGUGGCUGCUGAGCAACAGCUCCUUCCCCCUCACAGACUAUCUCUGGCUGGGAUUGCGCAGGUACUCUACGCCGAUGAAGACAUUUUAG
Molecule: messenger RNA, 1689 nt
Organism: Larimichthys crocea (large yellow croaker)
Lineage: Eukaryota; Metazoa; Chordata; Actinopteri; Sciaenidae
Exons: 8
Coding region: 1-1689 (562 amino acids)
Source: RefSeq, a predicted model, not a curated record